Tinamus guttatus (white-throated tinamou) is the source of this 20820-nucleotide messenger RNA. The record is from RefSeq and is a predicted model, not a curated record. Lineage: Eukaryota; Metazoa; Chordata; Aves; Tinamiformes; Tinamidae.
UUCAGCUUGGAAAUUGAUUGAAGACUCUCCGUAAGAUUUAUUAUGGCGUCAAAUCUGUCAUCUCCCUCAACAGAGGAGCAGGCUUCCUCUGAGAUAGAUGAUCUCCAUCUAUCAUUGCAAGUGCAGCGAGAGUCUACCCAGAAGAAAACCUUCACUAGCUGGAUAAAUUCCAUACUGGCAAAGCAUACACCCCCUUCUGUUAUCUCAGAUCUAUACACAGAUAUACAGAAAGGACAUUUACUUUUGGAUCUGUUGGAAGUGCUUUCAGGUCAACAUCUGCCCCGGGAAAAAGGAUUUAAUACCUUCCAAUGCAGAAGCAACAUAGAAAAUGCUUUGACAUUUUUAAAGAGCAGAUCACUCAAGCUCAUAAAUAUUCAUGUUGCUGACAUUAUUGAAGGAAAACCCUCCAUUGUGCUUGGCCUAAUUUGGACAAUUAUAUUUCAUUUUCAUAUUGAAGAACUUGCCAGAACACUUGCUUGUACUUACAAUCAACCAUCUCUUGAUUGUUCAAGUGCUGUUGACUCCUCUCCAAAGGCAAGCAGAUCAGCUAAAAAAAGUGCAAAAAUUAAGGAACGGUGGAAGAUCUCUGCAACAAAGGCCCUUUUGUUGUGGGCAAAAGAACAAUGUUCCUUGCAUGGUUCUAUCAGUGUGACUGAUUUCAAGUCAAGCUGGCGAAGCGGACUGCCUUUUUUAGCCAUCAUCCAUGCCUUAAGACCAGGUCUAGUUGACAUGGAGAAGGCAAAAACUAGAACCAAUAAAGAAAAUCUGAAAGAGGCUUUCAGAAUUGCCGAACUCGAGUUGAAUAUUCCUCGACUGCUUGAGCCUGAAGAUGUUGACGUUAUGAAUCCAGAUGAAAAGUCAAUCAUGACUUACGUGGCCCAGUUUUUGCAAUACUCCAGGAGUUUACCUGUGUCUGAAGAAGACAUGCAGGGAAAAGUAAGAGACGCUGUAAGUUGGUUGGCUGCACAAGGAAAGAAGUUAGAGAAGUUGCUGAUUGACACCGAGAGUGAAACAUAUUACCAGAAGUACAAAGAAAUGAUGGUGUUUAUGGAAGCGUUUAACCAAGAAAAAAAGGCUUUUCUGCCUGUGUUGUCAUCCAAAGCAAGUGUAGCUGAGCUAAGUGAAGAUCAGCAGCAGAUGAGAGAAGAGUGGCAUAAACUGAUCUCACAGAUUAAUGAAUGGAAGACAAAGCUGGACCAGAUGCUUCCCCCUCCUCUGGAUGGCAUUGAGGCCUGGCUUCAGGAGGUCGAACAUCUGCAGGCAGAAGAUUUGCCUGAUUUGCAGGACCCCUUUAAAGCAAUGUCUCUCUUCAGAGAAAUAAUUGUAGUAUUUAAGGGCUUGAUGGAUUGUUUUGAUUCUCACUUGGACACCCUUCAAUCCUUCAAGAAUGAAGAUGAGAAGAAUAUGCCACUAGUACUGCCUGAGAAACUAGAGGAAAUGAAACGAAGAUUCAGCAAUAUUCAGUUCACAAACUCCAACACCUUCCUUGAAUACCACUGUGGGCUGUGCUCAGCUAUUGCCAAUGAGGUGAUGUUGAAGCUAAAUAUCUGGAGCAUGAAAUAUGGGACAAAAGAGUCUGUGGAAUCACUCCUGGAAGACUGGAAUAAUUUCAUUGAAGAAAAGAGACUUGAAAAACAUCUGGAAACUGCUACACACAUCUGUGAAGAUUUGAAAAACCAAAACCUAAGCAGGCCUGACUUGGCUGGUGAUCCUCAAGAAAUUAACAAACUUUUAAAGACAGUGGGAUCGAAAAUCUCCAUGUGCAGGGACUAUAUUUCUAAUGUAAAUAGUACCUUAAAGAAAGUCCUAACUUCCUGGAGUAGUUACACAGAAAACAUCCACUUACUGAAGACAUGGCUGGAAGAAAAACGAAACGAGCAGCCAGAAGAGAUACCAGCUGAGAUUCUGACAAACUGGAAUUCAGUGCAUGGCUCCUUAAACGAAGCUGGAAAUUAUCUCUUUGAAGUUAGCAAAGAGCAAGUUGGAUCAAAUAUUGCUAAAGAGCUGAAGAAAUUGAACCGGAGAUGGGCUAAAUUCAUCAAGAGGACACAGUUUGAGGUGAGGUUACUGGGAAUGCAAGAAGAUCAAAAGAAGCAAGUUCACAAGAGUGAGGGAAAUCUGGAGUCUCCUCUAAAAGCCUUUAGUGAUAUGGCAGAACUUUCGAGAGAAGCUUUUAGGAGUCAUGUUCAGAAAGAAGAGCUCGUCGAAGAGAGCGCGGAUGCUGCUGAAAAGGCCAGGGGGCUCCCAGAGAGCGUGGAGGAGAUGGAGGUGCUGCUCAAAGGGGUGGACAGCUGGGCAGCCGAACUUGAACAGCUGCUCGGCCAGAUCCGUCACCAGGAACGUGUGGAACCUGAGACAGAGGAGCAUUUGCAGAGCUUGGCUGCAAGAGGAACCUUGUGCCAAGAGCAAGUCGUGGCAGCAGAAGAGAUCUUGCAAUCCCUGAUGCAAAAUGCUUCCAGUCAGGUGUCCCAGCAGCAUUCUCAUACCACAGGCCUGCAGGCAAGACUUAAAGAAGCCAAAGACAAAAUUGAGGCUGCCAUGGGUGACAUUGGUGAUGUCUUGCCCAAAUCUGAGAAGAGAGCCUCAGAAAAGGAGGUUUUGCUCAAUUUUGAAGAAUUCCAGAAAGACCUUGAAGCCUCCAUUUCAAAGGUGGUGCAACUUCUCAAUCAAAAAUUAAGUCCUGAAGAAAGUAUUUCAAGAUAUGAGGAAGCUUUCAAUGCUUUGGACAAUAAUGUUCUUGACAAAUUUUUAAAAGCAGCUGAACAACUGAAAAAUAUUUCACCUGAUCAUGAAAAAUUAGCAGUGGAGGAAAAGAGUAAAGAUCUUCGUAAAAGAUGGGAGGCAGUUCAUAAUGAAAUUACAUCCUGUAUCCAGCUUAUCUUAGAAAGGGAGAAAAAGAAAUUUAAUGCAACUUUUAAGAAAAUCAACAAGCAAUUAAGUAAAGAGAAGAAACUCCUCAGCAUGGAUAAAACCAAAGGGCUCAUUAAGGAACAUGAGGCCUUUUUCUCACAUGAAGGCAGCCUGAAGGAACUUAAAAAGUCAUUAGAAGAUCUUAAAGCAUUGGGAAGACUAGCAGAAGCAGCUCUCCCAGAUGUACAGACACUGGUCACAGAGUGUGAACAAAAGCUAGAAAAACUUCAGCCCGUUGUGGCAGAUACUUACGCAGCGCUGCUGUCUCACACUGGAAAAGGACAGACGUCCAAGAAAGAAGAUUCCAUUGUUGCUUCUGAGAAUGGAGAAAAUCCAGGCUCUUCCCAGCGAAGGAAUAUCUUUUCAGCACAGGAGACAUCAAGACCUGGUUCAGGUACAGUUUGGGAAACAGAUGUGACACAUCAGAAUGGAGAAAGCUGUGCAGAGAAAUAUGAGGAAGACAAUGAUUUGCCCUUGCCAGCUUUACUAGACAGCUAUAACAAUCAAAGAAGUAACUUGGAGGAACUUUUACAAAUCAGCAGAGAUAAAGUGGCAGCUGGCUUUACUGAAGAAAUAAAAGGCACUUCCUGCCUUCAGGACAAGCUGCUUGAACUACAGAUCAUAGAAAGUGAAAACAAUUCUGGCUGGAUACAACUGGAAAACAUUGCAUCUACCUUAGAAAAUCUUGUGGAUGAAGUAGAGCUGGCUACUAUCUCUGAAACAAGAAGCAAGCUAAAAGGAGAGUGGAAAGAGCUUCAGGAUGUUAUAAGUGCCAGAACAAACUCUUUAAGGACCGCUUUGGAAAUUGUUUUGCCAAUAGAGAACGAAUCGGUUCUUCUAUGUGAAUUAGAUCAGCGGCUGAACAAAAGGGACAUCCAGCAGUUUAAUUUGAUGAAUAGUGAUCUUGCAUAUAGGGAACUAAAGGAGCUGCAGAGAUCCAUAUUAAAUCAGAUUGAAGUGUGCAAACAAUUGGAACACCUAGACAGUUCAGCAAGGGAUGAAUUUAAUCCAAUAGAUCUGCAAGCAGCAAGUAAAAUUAUGGUUUAUUAUCAAAACCAGCUUGAGGAAAUGAGCCGAAAGAUGCAGGUUCGAGAAACAGUCUUGAAAGAUCUGGAAGCUUUUAUGGCCUCGCUGAGGAAGAUUCAGCUUUCCAUCAAACAUCCUGUAGAUCCCUCAGCUCAACCUGAAACACAAGGAAAGGCACUGAGGGAGGCUUCACAAGAAAUUUCUCAUAUGGCAGAAGAGGCUAAAUGUUUGGAUGAACGCUUGAGAAGAGUUGAUAUCUGUUUGGAAGAUGCUGAAUGUGGGAGAAAAACUUGCUGUGAAAAACUUGUUCUGACUUUAUCUGAAAUGCUAAGUGAGGCUAAUGAUCACUCAACUCAACAGAUGCUUAUGGAGGAAAAUGACUUAAACAAGACUUUUUCCACAAAAAAUAGCGAACUCCUUAAAAACAUUCGGGAUUUGCAUGACAAGAUUGAUAAAAUAGGCUUGAAGGAUCCAACAAUUCCAGCUAUUCAACAAAGAGUAAAAUCAUUAAGGGAGUUGGAAAAGGAACUGGAUUGUGCAGCUGUUGAAAUGAAAGCCCUGCGAGAAAUUGCUAAUAAACUUCCACACAUCAAGGAAGAAAAAGCAGAGGAAGCAAAUGAACAGUGCAGAGUUACAGAGAGUUUAUGGGAGGAUACAAAACUGUUGCUUGCUGAAUGCCAGGAUCAGUGUGCAAGGGCUCUGGAGCUCCUGAAGCAAUACCAAAGCUGCAAAAGUAGUCUGACCAGCAUUAUCCAGAAGCAAGAGAUUGUGCUUUCACAGCAGAUUUCCUACAUGGGGAAGGAGAAUUUGAACAGGAUGAUAGCAAAGAUUGAAGAGGCAAAAGAGGAAUUUAAUGAUCACUCUGAAGAUGUAGACAGAAUAAAUCAGAUCUGCAAAAACCUUCAGUUCCAGCUCAAUAAAAUGAGAAGCUUUGAGGAACCUCCAUUUGAGAAUGAGGCUAACAUCAUUGUGGACAGAUGGCUGGAUAUCAACGAAAAGACUGAGAACUACUGCGAUAAUUUGGGAAGAGCUCAGGCUUUGUGGGACAAACUACUUAGUUUAUCCAGCACAAUCGAUGCGUGGGCAAAUGCAGAACUGAAGAACAUAGAAGACCGUUGCCUGAUCGAAGAGGACCUUACACAGCUGCAGGCUUGUUUACGAGUCCAAGAGCAGAAACUCCAGAAAUUUGACAAUACUGUUCUUGAGAUAGAGGAGCUUCUGAACAGUAAUGAACCCCCAUUGGAGCUGCAGGUCAUCAGAUCAUCCGUUGUGCAUAAAAUGGAGCUAAUAAAAGAGCUCUUGUCAACGAAGCGGGGAACUAGUGAACUUGGUGUGAACACAGCAGAGCUAAAAGGAGACCUUGACCGGGCCAAGACACAGAUUGGGAUGACUGAAUCACUUUUAAAAGCUUUAUCUCCUUCUGAUACAUUAGAGAUCUUCACUAAAUUGGAGGAGAUACAUCAGAAAAUUCUGCAGCAAAAGCACCACGUGACAUUACUCCAAGAAGAGACAGAUUGUCCUGAUGUGGAUGAAUUAAAUAAGCAGCUUAAAUGUGUCACUGAUUUAUUUAAUAAGAAGAAACAUGUUUUUCAAGAUCACUUUAUUGGUGUUUUGAACCGUAAGCAAUGCAAGAAUUUUAAUGACUGGGUCAGCAGCACUCAACUCUCUUUGAAGGACUGCUUCAACCCUUCAGAAACAAAACAAAUGCUGGAAGAAAAAAUGCAGAGACUAGAGCACUUCCUAACUUCUGAAGGCAAAGACGGAGAUAUCCAAGAGGUUAAAACUUUACUGAAUAAAGUGAAACAUUACUUACCCAAAGCAGGUAUUAAUCACCUUAACAGCUACGUGAGAGAUCAAGAAGCAGAACUGCAAAGACUGAUCUCCAAAUGUCAGAAACGGAAAAAGGAACUUGGUGCUUCUCUCCAGCAGCUCAGUAGCCUUCAAGAGAGCAGCAUUGGCUUGGAAGAGUGGCUUGCCACUCAGGAAGAAAAACUGCAAGAGAUUCAAAAAGAUAAGACAAAACUUGAAAACUACUAUCAAAUAUUAUUAAUGCAGAGAGAAUCGUUUGACUCUGUGGCUCAGCUAGCAAAUUCCUUGAGGGAGAUUGGGUUGACAGAAGAUGAAACUGUUUCCAGAACAACUGCUCUUAUUAGUAGAUAUCACACACUGGUGACACAUGCAAGUGAAAUGGCAGGAGAUACUCAAAGACAUCUAGUGGAAGGACAAAAUUUUGAAGAACAUGCCCAGGAUGUUUCUUCUUGGAUCAAAAGGCUCAAGGAGGCUGUUAGUAACCUAAGUUCACAGGAAAGUGAGUCUCCAUCAGACGAACGGAUUAAUCAGAUAAAGGAAAUCAUAGGUCUCAGAGAUGGAGGAGAGGCCAAAAUACAGAAUAUGGUAACUCUAGGAGAAACUUUAGUGAGAAAUGAGAAAAUUGCGAAGCCAGUGUUUGAACAGACUAUUUCUGAACUCCAGAAUCAGUGGGAAAGCGCCCUUCAGUUAGCCAGAGAAUAUAUAAGCCCUCAAGAGCAACUUUGGCUCAACAGGGAGCAAUAUGAGCGAAGCAAAGAAGGCCUGAGACUGGCUCUAACUGAACUGAGGAAACAGCAACAAGAGUUAGGUUUUGCCCUCCAGCCUGGUUUGCAGGAAAAGCAAACUCAGUUGACAAAUUAUGCCCAACUCCUGCAGAAAGUAGAAGACUUAAAUACCGUUUUUAAUGAAUUGAAAAGCCAAGAAGAUGAUCUACAGUGUCACACUGCGGAUCCCUGCUUCACAGAGGAGUUGUGGUUGGAAUUAAAGCACCAACAUGAAAGUCUGCUCAGCCAGAUACAGAACAUAGUGCAGACAUUGGAAAGCCACGUUCAAGAGCACCAGCUGUUUCAGGAUAUGGUAAAAGCCUUGAGCACUGAGCUAAAGACUGUCUCUGAGAAAUUCGCUGAUUAUGGAGGUCCAGCAAUGGAAGAAACAUCAGCUGAGCGAAAAUCACAGGAACAACAAGCACCUCUUAGUCAAUGUGAAGACACAUUAAAGAAGAUUUUGGUUUUAGCAGAAACUGUUAAACAAAACACUUCUUCACCAGGACAGAAGUUUAUUAAGGAUGAGAUUGAAACACUUCAGAGUGAGCAUAGGAGUCUGGAGAAAAGACUUGAAAAUGUCAAGCAAAAGGAUGAAAAUAUUCUCAGUGAAGCCCUUGAAUUGAAAGAUGUGAUUGCUGAAGAAAUACAGGUGGAAGAUAAGGCAGACCCAAAAAGAGAGAUGCAGGUCACUUUUGCUACCCUUGCUGCUGUAGAAGAGAGCCCCAAAGCAGCAGAGUUAAAGGAAGGCUUGGAAAUACAGAAUGAUCGAGAUGUAAAUGGGAAUGAGUCAAAGAAAGAGAAGCCAAAUGUUUCACUUUUGGAGGAAAGCAGUGUAUUGCCAGACAGCUCAUUUCAGGUUAUCUGUCAAAGCAAGGAUGGAGAGGGCCAGAUGGUUCAGGAGGAGGCUGAAAAAGAAAGGCAAGGCGUGGACAGCUGUGAUGGGGUCCAAGAGGACCUUCUGGACACUGCUAUUCAAGGUGGUGACAUGGAGUGGAAAAGGCAGCAGGAUCUUGUUGGUACCGAGGGUGAUGAAACAAGAAUGGAAACAAGUGCAGUGGAGGAGAAACCUGAUGAUUUCAAGGAUCAGUCAUGUAGAGAAGUGCAGCAGCUUCAGCAAAGGGUGGGCCAGAAGAGUCAUGUACCAAAAUCUGUACCAGUGGAGAAGGAUGGUCUGGAAUCCAAACCCCUGGUUUCUGUGUGUGAGCACACAGAUACCGACGUGAUUCUUCAGAAGGAACUAUUUCCCCGAGUACAUGUAAAUAGUGAAUAUUUGGAGGAGGAAAAAAGGGUUAACGAGCUGAAAAAUGAAGUGGCUGAACUGGAUAUUGUGCUCAUAAAUGAACAACUGAAAGAGCUGGAGAAUUUACACACAGAACUGGAGACAUGGAAAGCAAAAUCUUUGUGUCUGAAUCAAGAGGCCUCCCCCAGCGCAACUGGAUCGAGCAGAGCAGAACUGCAAACUGCAGAGCCCGCGGUGCCCUGCUGGGACAGGCUGCUUCGGGAGCUAGAUGCUGUGAAGGCAAUGAAGCAACAACAGUACUGUUUAGUUAAUGAGUACCAGAAAAAUCUUUCUGCUGCUCAAUCCUCAAUGAAAAAUUUGUCAACAGAAAAAGAUAACAUAAAAACUUUUCUUUUAAAAAUGUCUCUAGCCUGUCUUUUAGAUAUUUUUUGCAUGGAUAAAGUGUUAACAGAGAGCCAGAUGAGGCAACUGGAGCUAUGGUGGCAACACAUGGAACAAGCAGUGCAAAAGAAACAUGAUCAAGUCAUGGCAGAAAUCAAUGAGUUUAACCUGCUUAUGAGUAAAGCACAGGAUAUUCAGAGACUGAUACAAGAGCAGUACUUACAAGGAGAGUCAGGUACCUCAGCUGGAGAAAAAGCCAAAUACCCUGUGCUUUGGACCACAGAGCUACAGGACAUUAAGCAUGGUCUUUUUCUAUUAAAAAGGAGGAUUGAACUGCAGAUGAAAAGAAUAUGGAGUGAACAAGAAAAGAUAACUUUGGAAAAUUCCAUACAGGAUUUGCAGAGCAAAUUGGAAGCAUUAUGUGAGCAUCAAACUCCUCAAGCAGAUGUUAGGCUCCUUAGUCCUGCUCUCAAGAAAAAUGAAAUGACAAGGAGGCUGAAAGAGAAUAUUUCCUGGGUCAAAGAUUCACUGUCGUUCCUUGAUCAGAAAGCAGCACUUUUCCCCGAUGAGGUUAAAUCACAAAUCAGAAAUUGUCAGCGGAUGAGGACAGAGGUCCUAGGCAGAGAGCCGGUGAUCGCGUCGCUGGAUGAAGAGCUUCAGCACAUCGGUUCCAGCUUAAAGCCAGAAGAGAUCACUGAUAUGACCUUCCUUCUACAAGCAUUGCAGAAUUCCUACAAGGCUCUUGUCCUAAAGUCAGCUCAAAGAUUACAGCAAUUAGAGCUCCAGCUGGAGGAGAGGCAAAAGCUUAUUGCAGAAGUAGAAAAAGUUCAUGGUCAGCUGCGAGAUGCGGAGACACUUGCCAGGCCUGCUGUGAACCAAACCAGCACGUGGUCAGAAUUAAGCCAUCAGCAAGCCAUUUUGAAGGAAAUUUUAAAGGAAACGCAGGAAAUAGAAGGACUUGUCUCAUCCCAUUGUCAAGAGAGCCAGGCUACAGCUGGGGAACUGAGCUUGUCUGAAAAAUUGUUUCUGAUUGACCAGUUAAGAAGUUUGAAGAAUAGAGCAAAGAAAACACAGAGGCAAAUUCAGAAUAAGUGUCAUGAAGUGGAAAAAAAGGUAGCUAUUUACAGAGAAUUAUCUGAAAGAAUAACUUCAUUACAGCAAGAUCUUAAUGAUCUACAGCGUGAUGAAAUGAACCUGGGAAAUGAAUUAUUAGAUGUCAAGCAGGAUGCUAAGGAUAAAUGCAAAGCACUUAGAGAAAAAGUGUUAGCUUUUCAGUCUGAUUUCUCACAAACAAUGAAGUAUAAAGAAAUAUUUGAAUGCAUAGGUCUAAAUUGGGACUCACUGCAGCUUGAUCAAUUGAAAACUCAGUUUUUAAAGAUUAAAAAGAAAAUUGAAAAGAAGAUAAUGCUCUUUGAUGAUGUUCUUAGGGAAUGUGAUAAGCUUCAAGUAUUGGUAAAUGAAAUCCAGACUAUGACAUCUCAUACAAGAAGAGAAGCUAAUAUACUAAAUGAUAGUCCUAGCUCUUCUCCUGCUGAGAAUCUUAUAGGCGCACAGAUUCUACUUCAGACAAUUCAACAAAUCAUGAACUUAACCCAGGAGGUAGCAAGUCAAAUAAAUGAAAAUGAGGUAUUUGAUACACAAUUCAAAGAAUUUAAGAUGCAAGAAAUCAAGAGCCUGGAAAAAGAUGUUGAAGGACUGAAUCAAUUUCUCCAAAACAUGCUCUCUGGUCUCCAGUGUGUGAAGAAGGACGAUAUCCAGAGUGAAGUAGAACAUAUACUCCACACCAUAAAGCAUUUCCAAUUAGAGCUCCAGAAACCACUUUUGGUAGACAUGAAGAUGAUACAGUACGAAAAGAUGCGAUGGGAAGCAAUUCAAAAUAUGGUGCCAGCAGUAUUUUCUGCUAUUAAGUGUAUAAUGCAAAAAGAGAGGAAAAAUCAAGAAGAUAAGUCUCUUGCAGCUGAUAUAGAAGCAAAAUUAGAGACACUGCAAGAUCAUGAAAUACAAUUGAAGACAGACAUUGCAGCCCGUAUUAGUGAACUGAGUGCAGCCCAUGAGACUGGUGAGCUUUAUGCCAAGGCUUUUCAGAGAGCUGUUGAACUCCUCAGCAACUACGAAGCUAGAAUUUGCUCUGCCACAGCAGAGCCUGGUGGUUUCGAAGAGACCCAUCAAAUCCCACAAUGGAGACAAGAAGAGUUUGACUCUGCAAAGGCUGACAUGGAAAAUCUGUACUCCAAGCUGAAAAACAUAGUGAAACCAGAAGAUAGAAUGCAUCUGGAAAAUGAUUUUAGAGAACUAGCCAAUAAAAAUCUGACACUGAAGGAGAAGGCUGAAAGAAAGGAUGGUGAUGAGCAGAGGUAUUUUGACAAGCACAAAAGCUAUACAGAAACCAAAGAUAAAGUGUGUGAUGAUCUCAACAAACUGGAAAAGGUGCUUGCACAGUCUUUGACCCAAGUCCCCAUCUCUUAUAAAGAAGCUUUGGAACAUUUAGAAGAAAGCAAGAUUUUAGUCUCCAGCAUUGACUCAGCUGAAGAAGAUCUUGUGAAGCUGAGGCAGGUCUCAAGAGAGCUGAUGAGGUUAUGCAAGGGAAGUGACCAGGGACUGGGCAGGAUUGUAACAACACUCUGGGAAAAGUGGCUGGGUUUGCUUGAGAUGGCUAAAGGCCUGGAGAAGAUAGGCUUUGUUAGAGUAAACUCAAAGCUGGAACGAGAAACAAUAAUUCUCGAUAAGCUCCAGGAAGAACAGCCAGAAAGUCUUAAAGAGAAAGAAAAAGCCAGCAGAGAGGAACUGGUAGAAUUGCUAGAUUCUGUCAACUCAUUUGAAGAGAACAUCAACCGUCAGCAGCUCCUCUUACUCUUACUUCUUCACCGAAUAAGAAACAUCCUCAAUAUGUCUGAAAAUAUUGAGGUGGAAGCUGCUCUUCCCACCUUGCAUGAGAUAAAGGCGAUGCAAGACCGCUGUAAACAGUUGUAUAAAAAGGCUCAAGACCAUAAGGAUUCUGUACAGUCUGAGAUUCAAGAGAGGGACAAGAUCAAUGAAGAAAUAAGUGCUGUGAAAAAUUCCUUACAGAGCGCUGCAUUUUUGUUAUCACAAGAUGCUCCUGAAAAGGCAGGACAACUGGAGGAGGUUCAGAAUUUGAUUGGCAAAGAGACUCAAACUCUUCAGGGUAUUAUGGAGAAACUCCGGAUCAAGUAUUCCGAAAUGUACACAAUAGUGCCUGCAGAGAUUGAAACGCGCCUGGAGGACUGCAAGAAAACAUUACAAGACCUGGAAGACAAGGUUAACACUGAAAUCUUGCAGAGCUCUCCUCAGUAUGUGCUGAAAAGAAAAGCAGAGACUAUUAACGGUGGCCUUCAAGCUAUUGAAAAGAUGUUACAACAGAAGAGUGAAAAUGUUGCAAAAGCCAAAGAAAUUCAGAAGCAAAUCUGGGAUAUGUUGGACCUUUGGCACUACAAACUCAACGAGCUGGAUGCAGAAGUGCAUGAUAUAGUGGAACAGGAUUCCUGCCACGCGCAGGAGCUGAUGGAUAUCUUAGUGGCCCCCCUACAGAAGUACCAACAGGUCUCACAACUUGCUGAGCACAGAACUGCCAUUUUAAACAAGGCUGCCAACAAGAUGGAGGAAUAUGAUGAACUCUUGAAGAGCAUGGAAGUUUGGAUAGAAAACACCAGUUGCUUGCUAAAAACAGAUACUCAAAAUAAUUCUGCAAAAAGUCUAAGCAAACAUGCAGAUACCCUUCAAAUGGCUUUGGAAGACUCAGAACAAAAGCAAAAUCUUCUGCACAGCAUCUACUCAGAACUGGAGGAGUUAACACCAGUCUUUGAAACAGACAGUGUAAUGCAACAGCUCAAUGAAGUAGAUGGUCACAUAACAGCUCUGCAACAUGAGAUCAUAGAGGUCCUUCCACAGAUCCAGCAUGUGGCUGAUGAACUGGAUGCUAUUGAAUCUGAUGUAAAAGUGUUUGAGAAGGAUAUUACCAAAAUGAAGAAACUCUUGUCAUCAGAAGAUUUGCUAGAAUAUUCUCCUACAGAUCAUCUUAAACAUGGACAGGUUAUACUUGACCACAUUGGUCCCAUGCAGAAGACUAUUGCUCAUAUACAGUCCUAUGAAGAAGCACUUCAACUGCCAGGGAUGAAAUUACAACCUUUUCCAGUUUUCCAAAGGGCAAGACAACUUUUGAAAGAAUUGAAAAAAUUAGAAAAAAUUACUAAGGAACAGAAUGAGCUACUGGAGGAAUCUAUAAAGAAAACAGAAGAAUGCGAGCAAGAAAUUGAAAAGUUAAAACAGUUCUUAAAGAACCACUUGGUUGAAAUGUCACAUGAGAAUCAGCCACUGGCCCAGAAUACCUCUUGUCCUGAGGGAGAAAUGGAAGCUGUAAAAGAAGAAAUCAUCAAGCUGUGCCAAAAGAAGGAAGAUAUCCUUGCCAGGAUGGAGCAUUCAAUGUCUGAGCUUUACCAGCGCUUACAGCAAGAAGUGCCUGAACCAGACGAUGAACCCACGGCCUCUCUGUUAGCAGAAAGUGACUUGAGUGGAACCGGUAUUCCUGAGCAGCAGUUGAGAAAAAGAGGAAUGUUGUCUCUUCUGCCUUCUGUAGAUGAAGAGUCAGAAGAUGGCUCUUUCCACAGUAAGGGGAGUACGGCCACAGAGCCGGGCGGGAGCCGCUGGCCUUUGGGGAGAGACCAUGAAAGGCACCAAGAAGACAGCGCAGCGUCCUGGUCUUCUGGCACCCUGUCGGAUGGCAUUGCUCAGGAUGCUGAUGAGAUAAUAGAGCCAUGUGGGAAGCGUGGUGAGGAAACAUUUCCACAGACACUGCAGAGCACAGAAGGCACUGGUCCAGGCCUGGCAAGUCAGGCCUUGGUGAUGUUAUCAGAAAUUGAACAAAAGGUCCUUUCUCUCCUGGAAGAUUGCGGGGAUAGCGCAGGCCACCAGCAAGAGACAGAGGCUCUUUCCUUGAAGCUGAAGGAAGUGAAGUGCAAUUUGGAAAAAGUCCAGACGAUGCUUCAGGACAAGUACAAUGAGGAGCAGGUAAAGCACAUGAAUGCUGUGCAGAGCAAGAGCCUCGCAGUGCUUCAGUGUGUUCUGGGUGCAGAAAAACAGUUAGAGAUUCUCCACAUGAAGCAGGGUCACAGCAAGGAGCAGGUCGACUUGGAGCCCCUCACGCUCCUGCAGCCCAGCGGUGCCAGUGUCGCUCCUGGCGAAGAGCCGCCCGUGCAGCACAACAGUGUCCACGAGCACCCACAGGAUUUGAAAGUAAAGCCAACUGAGCAGAAAAGCCUCAUAGAUUUCAUUGAGUCCUGUGUGGAAAAAAUGCAGCUACAGUUUGAUGAGAGUGUGCCUAAGAAAUUAAAACCAAGCAAUGAAGAAUCUGAUCCAAGGACAGAGCCGGCUGAUCCUGCUUCAGCUCCAAAGGGUAAUAAAUGGCAAUAUUUACAACAAGAGCUGUCAUCAAAGAUGAAGUCUCCUCUCUGCCAGCUUGUGGAACCUCAGAUUACAGCAAAGAUGAACAUGCUGCCCCGGGGCAUGUUCACUAGCGCAGGGACUCCAACAGUGGAAGAACUGAAAACUUAUACUGUCCAGCUGGGAGACAUAAGCCAAGAAGCAAAUGUGGUACAUGCACAGGAAAAUGUGGCAGGGGAAGUCUCGUCCAAUUUGGACAGAAAACUGUUUGAGCUGCUUCUGGCAAUCAGCCGGUGUUUGAAUAACAUGGAGGAGAUGCUGAACACCUCAGUCCUCUCCACCGAAGAGGCCGCCGUGCAGCAGGCUCUGUACGAGACUCUUUCUGUGGAGCUGCAAAAACUUCAUGCUGAUCUGAGUGAUAAAAAGGAUGAUCUCUUAAAGUCUAUUACCUGCGCUGGUGGGAGUAUAGAUGUGUUCUGUGAAUGCUUUAACAACUUGCAGGCACGACUGGAACAAACUCAAGCUGCCACUGCUUCAAGGAGCAAUUCAAUGAAAGCUGGGCUGGAUCAUAAUAGCAAUUACCAGAAUGAAACCAGGCUUCUGUAUGAUCAAUUAACUGAGAAAAAAGCUACUCUGCAACAAUGCUUGAAUGUAAUACAUGGACAUAAUGUUUCUGAGCAGCUCCAGAAAAUUGAUGUCUGUGCUUUGGAGCUGCAAAACCUUGAAACCCAAGUAGCAAAACUGAGAGGUCACGGGGAAAGAUUUCAGUUACCUGUAACAUUAAUCCAGGAAGCCUACAAGUUAGAGGAUGUUCUGGAUGACAUGUGGGGGAUUCUGAGAGCAAAGUACAUGGAGCUGAACUCUCCUUCCAUCAGUGAGAACCAGUACGAGGACUUACUUCAUGGGUUUGCAGAGCUGGUAGCUAUUGGAAGAGAGAAGAUUGCACAAGAUCCAAAGCAGCUAACAAAAACCAGAGCAGCUUUACAGUCUCACCUGGAAAAUCACAAGGGCUUUUUCCACAAGCUCAUGACCCACCUGGCUUUUAUGCAAAUGUUUUCCAAGAAAGUGGCUCCCUCCAUCCUACAGAAAAGAGAGAAAUUCUGGAGAGACCUGGUGAAUGAAGUCAGAUUGCUGGAGCAGAAGGCCUGCCACUAUGGUAUACGCCUAGAGGGCUUGUUAGAGGAAUGGAUAGGAUUUGAUCGUGAAUGCCUAGCUUUCAAUAAAGAGUUAGAGGCACUUGCCUCUACGUUGCCUUCUGUGAGUUUGGUCGAAGAAACAGAAGAAAGAUUGAUGGAAAGGAUUGCAAUUCUCCAGCAAAUCAAAAGCAAUGUGGAUGAAAAGCAUGCCAGGCUGUACCAGAUGGUAAAAGAAGGGAAGAAAUUGCUGACUGCUGUGAGCUGUCCAGAAAUAACAAGCCAGAUUGGGAAGCUGGAAGAGCAGUGGUUGUCCUUAACCAAAAAAGUUGGCCAUGAACUACACAGACUUCAAACGUUACUCAAACUCUUGGUCAGCUACAACAGAGACUCAGAGGAAUUAAUGAAGUGGCUGGAUUCCGCUCAGCAGCGAAUGAAUUUUUGGAAAGAGCAGUCUCUCAAUGUGUCACAAGAUCUUCCCACCAUCAGAGAUCACAUCAGCAACUUGUUUACAUUCUCUAAGGAAGUUGAUGAAAAGUCUUCCCUCAAGUCAUCCGUGGUGAGCACUGCCAACCAGCUCUUUCAUGUGAAGCAAGCUGAUACUGCAGCACUUAGGUCAUCGCUGGCAAAGUUUGAGCAAAAGUGGGGAGAACUGAUUACCCAGCUCCCAGCCAUCCAAGAAACGCUUCACCAGCUUCAGAUGGAAAAACUUUCAUCACGGGAAGCCAUUGGUGAGCUAAUGACCUGGCUGGACCAUGUGGAACGACAGCAGGGACACGAAGACCCUAUAAAUUCACAAAGUAGUGCUGCCCAGGUCAGAAGUCUCCUUCAGAAGUACAAGGAAUACAUGAUGGAAAUGAACUUUAAACAGUGGAUGGUGGAUUUUGUUAACCAGUCACUGCUGCAGAUGAGCACUUGUGAUGUGGAAAGCAAGCGGUAUGAAAGGACAGAAUUUGCUGAGUGCCUUGGUGAGAUGAACCUGCGGUGGCACAGGCUGCAGGCGUCUCUGAACAGACAGAUUCAAGAUCUGGAACAUGAUUUGGAAGAUAUUACCGAAAAUGAGAACAAAGGACAGACUCUAGGCAAGUGGCUGGAAGCGCAGAGUGAUCGACUGAGGUCCUUACAAACCCCAGCAAGUCUGACCUCUGCACAGAACACGUUGGAUGAUUGCAAGGAGUUGGAAAAUCAACUUGCAGGUAAAUCCAAAAUUCUUGAUGAGCUCACACAGAAUGUGGCUUUGAAGGAUGGUCCAGAGCAAACCCCCGAAGCUGCAUCUCUCCGGACAGCUGAACUGUGUGAAAUGAGGGACUGCGUUGCCAGCCAGAUUCAGCAGUUAAGGACCUCCAUACAGGCAAUCCUGCGGCAUUGGAAACUGUAUGAUGAAGCUUAUGGAGAAGUCAGCCUGAUGAUAACAAGAUAUUUGUACUGCAUAGAGCAGUGCAAACCUUCUGUGCUGUCACUAGAAGCUUUGAAAAACCAGGUCAAAACUCUCCAGUCUCUUCAGGAUGAGCUAGAGACCAGUGAAGAAAGUUGGGCCAAGCUCCAGGCUGCUGCCAGUAGUCUGAAGGAGAGCUGCUCCCCUUCCUUCAGAGAGAUUAUGCAACAGAAAUGCAACAAGGCGCAUGCCAGGUGGAGUUCAGUAAAUGAAGACAUUGCUGAUCAGCUGCGGACAGCACAAACGAUCCUGCAGCUGUGGGAGCCCUACGACACUUUAUGCACAGAGGCAGCAGCCAAGUUAGAACAACAGGAGGAGCAGUGUGUGCAGCUCUUGGAUGCUCAUGUGCCCGAGGAUAAUAUGGUAGAAACACUGAAGCAGAGGAUUCAGGAUGUAAAGAGUUUGCAGCAUGGCCUUCAAAACGUGCAGGGGUGCCGUUCACGGAUUUCUGAGCUGGCAGACCAGAUAAAACAGCAGGCUGGGACCGCAGCACAGACCGUUCUUUUGCAGAAGCUGCAGCCACUCAAGAGAGCAAACUAUUUAGAAAAGAUGCUGCAGCGGAAAUUGGAUGAAUUUGAGUUCAAUCUUUCACAACUGGAGGAUUUCAAGAACUGUCUGGAAACACUGGAGGGUCAUGUCAAGAAUUGCGCAGAUGCCCUGGAUAACCUGUCUCUAGAGGGAGAAACAGAUAACACAGAACUGCUCAUGAAUCAUACCCUGGAGCUCGCUGCCCUGUCACCAAGCGUAGAAAGCCUCAAUGAAGCCAGUAUUAAGCUGCCCCUCAGUGACUUCACUCUGAAGAAAAUGCAGAGCCUGACACGGCAGUGGAGUCAGAAAACGGCAACAGCUCUGGAGCGCUGCAGUGAGCUUGAAAGAACUCAAACCGAUGAAAAUAAGUUUUUUCAGAAGUGUGAAAACUGGAUGAAAUUCCUAGAAAAAAUGAAAGAGGCCUUAAAAGCAGAUAUUCCAGGUCGUUUUGAAGAAUUGCAGGAGCAACAGAGAGUAUAUGAGAUGUUGCAAACCGAAAUUUCUAUAAAUCAGCAAACGUUUAACUCCAUCAUAGCAAAAGUUCUACUCUUCUUGGAAUCUGGAGAAGCAGAAAAAAGAACGGAGUUCAUUUCCAAGCUCACGCUGCUGAAGGAGCAGUGGCAGAAUGUUAUCCGGAUGGUUCAGCAAAGGAAGAAGGAUAUUGAUGGACUCGUGAGCCAGUGGCAGCUUUUCAGGAGCUCCCUGAGGAGUCUCAGCAGGUUUCUUACUGAUACAAACAACUUCCUCAUGGCUGUGAAGAGCCAGGACUGCUGUAGCCUUUACCAGCUAAGAAAUCUCAUCCAUGACUUUAAGAGCUGGGACUGCUGUGAAAAGCAAACAAAGGAACUGGAAAGUCGACUGAGAGAAUUAAAGGCAAAAGUGAAAGUUCCACUUCCAGUUGAACAUGAUGAACUCUACAAUGCCAAGGAGGACAUUAAGGAGCUGGAGCAGUCCCUGGCAGACUGGGCCCACAGCAUGAAGGAGCUGCGGGCCAUGAAGGUGGAGCUGGCGCACUGCAUCCUCUCCGAGGACAUGCUGGUGCUCAAGGAGCAGGUCGAGCAAUUUGCACCGCAGUGGGAAGAGCUCUGCUUGCGGGUGUCCCUGCGUAAGCAGGAGAUCGAGGACAGACUCAAUGCCUGGAUCAUAUUCAAUGAGAAGAAUAAGGAGCUGUGCUCGUGGCUGGUGCAGAUGGAGAGCAAAGUGCUGCAGACUGCAGAUGUUAGCAUUGAGGACAUGAUAGACAAGCUGCAGAAGGAUUGCAUGGAAGAAAUAAACCUGUUCAGUGAAAAUAAGCUUCAUUUGAAACAAAUGGGUGACCAGCUCAUCAAGGCCAGCAACAAGAGCCGAGUUGCAGAAAUAGAUGACAAACUCAACAAAAUCAAUGAUCGCUGGCAGCAUCUCUUUGAUGUCAUUGGAGCACGGGUGAAGAAACUGAAGGAAACCUUUGCUUUUAUACAACUGUUGGACAAAAACAUGAGUAACCUUCGCACCUGGCUGGCCCGAAUUGAGUCUGAGCUUUCCAAGCCUGUUGUUUACGACAUAUGUGAUGACCAAGAAAUCCAGAAGAGGCUGGCAGAGCAGCAGGAUCUGCAACGAGACAUAGAGCAACACACUGCCGGGGUGGAAUCUGUGUUUAGCAUCUGCGAGGUCCUGCUGCAUGACUCGGAUGCGUGUGCUAAUGAGACAGAGUGUGACUCCAUCCAGCAGACGACCAGGAGCUUGGACAGACGGUGGAGAAACAUCUGUGCCAUGUCUAUGGAGAGACGAAUGAAAAUCGAGGAAACCUGGCGCUUGUGGCAGAGGUUUUUGGAUGACUAUUCGCGCUUUGAAAGUUGGUUGAUUCCAGCUGAGAAGAUGGCAGCUGAACCCCAUUCGUCAGAGGUUCUGUACACAAAUGCGAAGGAGGAGCUGAAGAGGUUUGAGGCUUUCCAGCGGCAAAUCCAUGAGCGCCUCACUCAGCUGGAGCUCAUCAAUAAGCAGUACAGGCGCCUCGCGCGUGAGAACCGCACCGACUCGGCCAGCAAGCUGAAGCAGAUGGUCCACGAGGGCAACCAGCGCUGGGAUAACCUCCAGAAACGAGUCGCUGCCGUUCUGAGGAGGCUCAAGCACUUCACCAAUCGCAGAGAUGAGUUUGAGGGCACGAGGGAGAGCAUCAUUGUGUGGCUCACAGAAAUGGACCUCCAGCUGACCAACGUGGAGCACUUCUCAAAAAGUAACUUCGAUGACAAAAUGCGCCAGUUAAACGGUUUCCAGCAAGAAAUAACGUUAAACACCAAUAAGAUUGAUCAGCUAAUUGUUUUUGGGGAGCAGCUGAUUCAGAAGAGCGAGCCUAUGGAUGCUAUCCUGAUUGAAGAUGAAUUGGAAGAACUUCAUAGAUACUGUCAGGAAGUGUUUGGACGCGUUGCCCGCUUCCAUCGAAGACUGACUUCCAGGCAUCCUGGACUGGAUGAUGAGAAAGAGACUUCUGAAAAUGAGACGGAUCCCGAAGACUCCAGAGAAAUGCAGAAUGAUCCCUGGCAUAAGAGGGCCAUCAAUGAGGUGCCCCCUUCCCCACAGUCCCUUUGUCACCUUGUGCCAGCGACUCAAGGUCAUGAAAGAUCAGGCUGUGAGACCCCCGUCAGUGUUGACUCCAUCCCGCUCGAGUGGGAUCACACAGGUGAUGUGGGGGGCUCUUCCUCCCAUGAGGAUGAGGAAGAAGGCACCUACUACAGUGCUUUGUCAGAUGUAGAAAUCACUGAAAAUCCUGAGGCAUAUCUUAAAAUGACCACAAAAACUUUGAAAGCGUCUUCUGGAAAAGCUGCUGCAGAAGCCCAUCCCUGGCACUCCCCAGGUACAGCCCGUAGGAAGCACCGAUACAACCAGGCGGAGAUGGCUGGAAACGUGUUGUCUGGGCCGGAGACGAGCACCCCCUACAAGCCCGGCUAUGCGAAGCAGCUCAGGCCCAUGAGCAGCGGCAGCAUCUGCAAUGAGACAGGUACCACGAGUGACGAGGAGCCCCAGGAUGAGCAGGAGCUCGAGAGCAUAGCGGCUGCGGAGAAGCCGGAGGCAGCAGUUAUGGUGCUUGUAGGCAUCAUUGAUAGAUGGGAGCUCAUCCAGGCUCAGGACCUCAGAAAUAAACUCAGGAUGAAACAGAACUUGCAGCAGUGGCAGCAGCUGAACUCGGAUCUCAGCGACGUCUCCACCUGGCUGGAUGAGACCGAGGAAGAGCUGGAAGAGCUGCAAAGAGCGCCUCCUCCAAGCAGCAUGCAGGUGCUGGAGCAAAGGGUCAGGAAACUGAAGGACCUGCUUAAAGCAUUUGAUACCUACAAGGCCGUGGUGCUCUCAGUCAACCUGAGUAGCAAGGACUUCCGGCAAGCGGACGGCACCGAGUGCAAGGAGCUGCAGAACCGGCUGCGGCAGCUGAACCUGCGCUGGGAGAAGGCGGCGCAGGCGCUGCGCGGCUGGAGGAAGGGCCUGCAGCAGUGCCUGCUGCGCUGCCAGGACUUCCAUGAACAGAGUCAAAGGCUGCUGCUGUGGUUGGCAAGUGCUGAAAGCCGGAGGAAGGAGGUGCAGGUCACGGAGCCAAACGCUGACCCCCACGCGGUCCUGGAGAGCCAGAAGGAGCUGAUGCAACUGGAGAAAGAGCUGCUGGAACAGCAGCUUAAAGUAAACUCCCUCCAAGAACUCUCCACUCACCUGCUGCUUAAAUCAGAUGGUGAAGAUUACAUUGAAGCUGAUGAGAAGGUCCAUGUUAUCGGAAAGAAACUGAAACAGCUCAUUGAGCAAGUUUCACAUGACUUGAAAACAAUACAAGCAAAUCUGGUGAGUCAAAGUCUAAAUACUUAUUUAUGGAUCUUACUGACAGCAGUGCAAAAAGCCCUGCCAGUCCCGGAUGACAUGGACUCAGGAGCCUAUCAUCCAGUGACAGCAAGAUCCAGCCCUCCUGUAAAGAAGGCCGCUUUACGGAGAACUGUAACUGGCAAAAGCAGCACCAGAGGUGGGAGCCACCCGUGCGCUCCUCAGGCGGCUCCUCGGGCCCCCUCCUUCUUCUACCGCGUGUUACGGGCAGCUCUGCCCCUCCAGCUGCUCUUCCUGCUGCUCCUGCUGCUGGCCUGCAUGAUUCCCUCCUCCGAGGAGGACUACAGCUGCACCCAGGCCAACAACUUCGCCCGCUCCUUCUACCCCAUGCUGCGAUACACCAACGGGCCUCCCCCGACCUAG